Messenger RNA from Penicillium roqueforti, 231 nucleotides. RefSeq lists its product as uncharacterized. Lineage: Eukaryota; Fungi; Ascomycota; Eurotiomycetes; Eurotiales; Aspergillaceae. The record is from RefSeq and is a predicted model, not a curated record. The transcript has 3 exons. Bases 1 to 231 code for a protein of 76 amino acids.
AUGGAAACGUUCUUAGACAGACACGCCUUCCACCGAAUCCUCUACCGACCUCACCAUCAUAUCGGAGAAUGCUUUGAUAAUGAAUUGUUAUGUUUCGACGGUAACCUUGAACUUGUCCCGACUAUUCCAUUCACUAGUGGUAGAACUGCUGCGCAAUCACAAUUGACAGUCUUGUUAGCGCUAUGGUACCUGGGUAUGCUCGCUGCCAAUGAUCAAGGAGCUGGUCGCUGA